This is a messenger RNA of Botrytis byssoidea, 2139 nucleotides long. RefSeq lists its product as uncharacterized. Gene Ontology annotation, biological process: nucleoside diphosphate catabolic process. The record is from RefSeq and is a predicted model, not a curated record. Bases 1 to 2139 code for a protein of 712 amino acids. The transcript has 2 exons. Gene Ontology annotation, cellular component: membrane. Lineage: Eukaryota; Fungi; Ascomycota; Leotiomycetes; Helotiales; Sclerotiniaceae. Gene Ontology annotation, molecular function: nucleoside diphosphate phosphatase activity.
AUGGGUAAAUGGCGAUAUGGUGUCAUCCUGGACGCGGGUUCGUCAGGAACUCGAGUUCACAUCUAUAGAUGGCUUAACAGUGCCAAAGCAUUACAUAAUCCCGACGCCCUCACCCUACAAAGUUUACCCAAGCUAGAAACCAACAAGAAAUGGACGAAGAAGAUUAAGCCAGGUGUAUCGACGUUCGGCGAAAGGCCUCAAGAUGUUGGCCCAGAACAUUUACAACAGCUCCUCGACCACGCUCUCGAUAUCGUCCCGAAAAAUCAAGUGUCCGAUACGCCAAUCUUCUUAAUGGCAACAGCUGGUAUGCGAUUAUUACCUCAAGUUCAACAGAAUGUACUUCUAUCCGAGAUUUGCGCCUAUGCUCAAAAACAUACAAAGUUCGACUUACCAGAUUGUGGUUUACACAUCCAAGUUAUCCCCGGUGAAACAGAAGGACUGUAUGGAUGGAUCGCUGCAAAUUAUCUACUCGGAGGUUUCGAUACACCAGAAGAACAUGCCCAUGGCAAGGGACACCAUACAUAUGGAUUCUUAGAUAUGGGUGGAGCGUCAGCGCAGAUUGCAUUUGCGCCCAAUACUACCGAGGCCGCAAAACAUGCAAAUGACCUCAAGUUAUUACGGAUGCGGACUAUGAAUGGACAACCCGCAGAAUAUAAAGUUUUCACUACAACAUGGUUAGGAUUUGGUGUCAACCAAGCUAGACAUCGCUACGUCGAAAGCUUAAUGGAUGCUUCUUAUACCAAGGAUACUAAAGAACUGCUCGAUCCUUGUCUUCCAGCUGGCCUAAAAACAACAUUAGAUGGGGAUGUGGUUGACGACUUGAAACUGGCAGGAAAAGACCCAAUCUUAUUAGGUACCGGUCGGUUCGAUCAAUGCUUAGCAGCGACAUAUCCCUUAUUGGAUAAGGAUGCCCCUUGUGCUGACCAACCUUGCUUGCUUCACGGGCAACAUGUUCCCGCGAUCGAUUUUGAUGUCAACCAUUUCGUUGGAGUUUCUGAGUAUUGGCAUACAACUCAUGAGGUUUUUGAAAUGUCACACAAAGAUAGAGCCUAUGAUUUCACAAAAUAUCAAGCUUUGGUAAAAGAGUUCUGUAGUGAGGAAUGGGACGACAUUGAGAAAGAGGUUAAGAAGAAGAAAUGGGGAAAGAAGGUAGAUGCCAAGACAGCGCAAGAAGUUUGCUUCAAAGCUUCAUGGCUAAUGAAUGUUCUUCACGAUGGAAUUGGAGUACCGAGAGUCGGAUUGGAGAAGCCAGGACCAAAUUACAAUGCGACGAAGGAAAUGCUGCUUCACUCGAAAGGCAAAGGUUUCUUGGAUCCAUUUCAAGCAGUCGACAAGAUCGAUGGAGUAGAAGUCAGUUGGACAUUGGGAAAGAUGGUAUUGUAUGCAUCUGGUCAAGUUCCUCCAGCAAGUGAGGAUGCCUUACCAGUCGGCUUUGGUAGCAAUACUUUGGGAGUCCCUACAGACUUUCAAUUGGCUGGUUCUAAUGCAAAUCCCAUACCUCAAGACGAUGAAGAUUGGUCUGAUGCAGCCGAUGAUCUCAUUGAAAAGGCACAUUCUCGAUCCACUCCCGGGCUUCUUUUAUUCCUCUUUAUUUUGGUACUCUUUGCUUAUCUAUUCCGCAAGAGAGAUAAAAGACUUCGGUUAUAUAGGGGUGUCAAUACAAUUUUACGUCGGAACCGUCGACCGGGUAGCCCAAAGAAAGGUUCUCGUGGUUUCUUCGGCACAGGGAAGUUAUUCGGAUCUCGAGGCUCCACUAGUUACGAACGCGUAUUGGAAGAUGGUGAUGCCGCUGCUGAGUUCGAAUUGGGUGACGUUGAUUCAUCCGAAGAAAACGACAAUUCGGAUGGAAGUGAAGGAUCUCGAGUAGGAAGAUCUUCUGGAUUAGCAACGCCGAAAUUGAAUGUGGUUAAUUUUGAAGCGGCCAAUUAUUUCGAUAAUAAUUCGCAGCAUGGCCAAUGUGUUGGCCUUGGAUUGGGAACCGGCAUGCCAAAUGCAUGGAGUAGAAGUGGUCUGGUAGUCAGAACGGAAAGUCGGGAAAGAUUAGCUCCUACUUUGCAUUCUUUAGGUGCAGGAAGAAGAAGCAGAACGGGCAGUCCGACGAGGAAAAGCCCUCUAAUGACACCGCUUGAAGAGUCAUGA